AUGUUUUAUAAGAUAAAAAACACUCAAAUUAGUCUAACAUCCAACCCAACUAAAUUCUGGAACUAUAUACGAAAUAAAGGAAAAUGCUUAGGCAUCCCCGAAGAAAUGCAUAUAGAAAAUACACAUGUUUCAGACCCUCAGAUUUCGGCAUUCUUCGCUUCGUAUUUCUCUUCCGUUUAUAAAGCACCUAAUACAAAACCAAUUUAUCUAGAUAACCUCUCGAUAAAUCAGUAUUCUCAUUUGCCUUCUAAAGUGUCUCUUUCACUGGACGAUAUCUCGGAAGGAUUAAAUAGCUUAUCUAAAUCUGAUAGCAAAGUACCAGAUGGGAUAGCAGCACCUCUGCUUUUCCAAUGUCGUGAAGCCUAA
This is a messenger RNA of Macrosiphum euphorbiae (potato aphid), 366 nucleotides long. The record is from the annotation of a GenBank genome assembly. Lineage: Eukaryota; Metazoa; Arthropoda; Insecta; Hemiptera; Aphididae.